AUGGGCGGGACGACGCACAUGCGUCGAUCCGAAACCUCGAAGAUAGAUUUCUCAAGGUACAAGGGAACCGAUGAAGAUUCCCUUUUGAGAUGGUUCGUCGAGUUAGACGAUGCCAUCAGGGCCCGUCACAUCGAGGGUGACGAGAUGCAAGUCACCUUCGCCCUGUCAAAUGUGACGGGACGAGCAAAGACUUGGGCCUUAGGGCUCAAGCUUCACGACCCAAACGUGUUUGAGUCGUUGGAGAUCUUGAAGUCUCGGCUUAAAGAGACGUUUGAGCCGCCGAGAGCCGAGUCCAGAGCACGCUCUGCACUAUCGAGACUAAAGCAAGGUAAGCGUGACGUGCACGCUUACGCACAGCACCUGCGCUACCUUGCGAUUAGCGUGACGGAGAGCCAUGUUGAUGAGCACACGCUCAUCAACGUGUUCAUCUACGGCACUGUGGGGUGGGCCAGUGAAGACCUACAUUUUCCGAGAGGACUUCCAUACGCUGGAAAGGGCGAUAGCGUAUGCGGAACAAGAAGACUCCAGCCUGAGACAGUCUCAGGCAAACUAAUCGAACUCUCUAUCGACGAGAAGACAGGAAACAGGAGGUCCCGAAACAAUGGACCUCUGUUACAUCAAGAGCGAGAACUCUUGCUCUGUGAGUCACAAGCGAACGGCAAGAUGCCAUCGCUAUCAAAACAUUGGGCACUAAGCUCAUGA
Peronospora matthiolae is the source of this 702-nucleotide messenger RNA. Lineage: Eukaryota; Oomycota; Peronosporomycetes; Peronosporales; Peronosporaceae. The record is from the annotation of a GenBank genome assembly.